AAAUGACUAGUAGGGCGCGUUUUUAUGUAAGAAUCUCUUCUUGAGAAAAGAGAAAUUACUCAAAUACAUACUCAGUCUUAUGGCUGAAUUGACAAAAUUACAAGAGCACGACGGUGAAUUACCGUGAUUGAUUUGCCGACAGGGCAGGCCCAAAAGAUGCGGCGAUUUAUUAAAAAGGAAAGAACGCGGAAAGUAGAUCGAUGUGGCACAGUCCUCUUCCGCGCUUGUGUCUGCGAGUGUGUUAGUUAGUACACAAUGAGACGAUAGAGCAAAACAUUUUGAUUGCAAUUGGAAUGGCUUUCAUUUCCAUUCCCUCAUUCUCUUUCAAAACAAUUUCACUCUCACUAAUCAUCACACUCACUCUCCUCUUCUUCUUCUUCAUCACAGCAACAAACCCCCCUUCGUCUCCCUCUUUCCAAACCACACCUCCUACAAUUCGUAGAUCACUCCUCACCAUCACAUCUUGCUCCUCCAACAAACCCCAAUCAAAUGGCAUCAUCAAUUACCACUGCAUUUUCCCUCAAAACCCUUACAUCUCAAUCACAUCACUCUCUCUCAUCCUCACCCUCCAUUUCUACAUCCUCAUCAACACAGCACAACACCAUUUCUCUAUCGUCACUACUAAACUCGCUUCUCACCUCAAUCUCUCCCCUAGUAUGGCCGCCGUUACUUUACUCGCUCUCGGUAACGGCUCUCCCGAUGUUUUCUCAUCUUUAGCCGCUCUUCGCGCCGGUCAAUACCGAACCGGCUUCGGCGCAAUACUCUCUGCUGGUGCUUUCGUCUCGGCUCUCGUUGUCGGCUUCGUCGCGAUCUACGCUGCUCCUUUUCCCGUUGAUCCGGCGCCGUUUGUUAGAGAUGUUUUGUUCUAUUUAACCGCUGCGAUGUUUCUUUUCUAUGUUUAUCUUAGUGCUGAGAUUUUUCUAUGGCAAGCCGUUGGAUUCGUUGCGUUCUAUAUCUUCUUCGUUGCUUUGGUGUUCUACAUGGAUUUGGGAGUGGCGAAUCGCAGGGAAAAGAGUUCUGCGGAUCUCGAGGGACAAAUUGAAUCGUAUAGCGAAGACAAAGCUUUGGGAUCUAUAGAAAAAGAGAAACACGCUUCUGGAUUCAGUGGAUCUUUUCGUUUGAUUUCUAAAGCAUGGGAGCUUCCUGUCUCAACUCUGUUAAGAUUGACAAUCCCUCAACCAGCACCGUCGCAAUGGAGCAGAUUUUAUGCAUCAGCCAAUAUUGCUCUUUGUCCACUUGCCCUCUUGUAUGCAUGCAACUCAUUCAUGGCUCUUGAUCAUCCCAUAGUUUUUCUUCUCCCUAAUACUCAUUUCCCUCUCUGGUCAGUAGUGCUCAUGGCAAGCUUCUCUCUUGCAUUUCUUCAUUUUGUAAUUGAAAAAGAGCCCCCAAAAGCAGAGCAUUUGCCUGUGGUGGUCAUGGCAUUUGUUAUGAGCGUCUUUUGGAUAUCCACCACAGCUGGAGAGCUGGUGAAUUGCCUCGAAGCUCUAGGUAUACUUCUCAAACUUCCACCAGCAUUCCUAGGUCUUACAGUUCUAGCAUGGGGGAAUUCGGUGGGGGAUCUUGUUGCUGAUGUUGCAGUUGCUAAAGCUGGUCAUCCAGCAAUGGCAAUGGCUGGAUGCUUUGCUGGACCGAUGUUUAACAUGCUUGUUGGUCUUGGAACUGCUUUGGUCAUACAGACGACUAAUAUAUAUCCUAGAGCUUAUGAACUUAAUUUCCACGUUGGUAUAGUGAUUGCAUUUGUAUUCCUGAUUUUAAGUCUCAUGGGGUCUCUCUUGGUAAUCACUUGGUCCCGAUUCCGAGUCCCCAAGUUUUGGGGAUUCUGUCUCGUAGGCCUCUAUAUUGCUUUUAUGGCAGCGAGUUCGUUGGUAGCCGUCUUUUCAGGUUGAUUGUUCAUAGAAACAUUUAGAUAGGUAUGUUCAAAAACCUGUUCUCUUGAACGAUAUUCAAAACCAAACUGGACCACUUCAAAAAUACCCAAGCCAUUUAUGAAGAAAACUGGCCUGUUCCGUUUUGUGCAAAAAUUCAGUUGUUGAUAAUCCAUUUGAUACCUGGUUUCUCCUCUUCUCUCAUUUCCCUCCCAGAUUCACAUACUCUUUCAGUACUCAAAUUUACAAAUCACGGCUAAAGAACUCUAACCCCAAUCUCCUAACUGGAAACAAAUUCUCUUUGACUUCUUGCUGUAAUUCCAUUAGAAAUCCAACUCAUUGCUUAUGAUCCAUUCACGCAGUCUCAUAUACUCGUGAUUUUGUUUAUUUGAGUUCGUUCUCAACUCAUUCAUUCAUGCUCUCAGCUCUUUGAUUGUGCUUUUUCUUGUGAUUUUAUUCAUUCACGUGAUUUUAUCUUCAUUCUCCGUCGAAGACAUAAGCUUUCUUCCCUUGAAGCUUGGUUCCAGACUGUGAAGCCUUUUUCUAUCAAAUUUCAGUUUGGUGUUCCACUCUCUAUGACUACGUGAAGGUCAUUUCCUGCAGUUAUUACUAUUUGAUGCUUACUAAAAGCGUCAAAUGGAAAAAAGAGAUGAAAAAGGAUUUCAAUUCAAGAAGGUCCAGGCAUCAGAUCGAACUCUUCUCAAUGAUGAAGAGUAGCACAGACAAGAAUUGCUGCAACCUGCAUGCACGUGAAAAGCACGAGGAAGAGCAAGAGAUCACUUUGUAUCACCAAAUGGAAAGUGGAACCGUAAGUGUACAGUGUAUUUGAAACCUGGUGAUUUGUUGCAAGCACAUCCCGGAAGCACUUAUUCUUUUUUCAACUAGUCAAAUGAUGCAAUUGAAACUUCAAGAACAGGUGGAGCAGUCCACCACAACUUGAACAAUACCAGAACUUCAGGAACAAAUUUCAUUUACCACGUCUAAUACGACAUUAGCUGAGAGCAUUUGGUUGUUUUUUUAUUGUUCCGUAUGUGCGGACUUGUUCAAAUGUUAAGGUCCUUUUGGGAGUUUAAGAGGGAGUGAGAGGAUUUUAGGAAAGAGAAAUUGAAGGAAUGAUAGUCCUCUCAACUUGAAUGGAUGGUUUAAUUUCAUCAUAACACAAAAUCCCACUAAAUUGGGGGAACCCAAAAUGUAUGGGAGUUGAAUUUUGAAAGAUGAGGUAAAUUCUUCAAAUCAUUUUCAUAUUAAUCAUAUGCAUCUUCUCAUUCUUUGCAAAAACGCUCUCUCAAAUAAGGUAGAAGAUUUCUCUCUUUCCCUCUCCCUAUCCUAUUUCCAGAGCUCUCCUCUCCAAACUCCCAAAUGGAACCUAAGCAUCCACAAUGGUGGGUGUUUCACUAUUUAGCAGAGUUAAAUAGAAACUUUCAAUGUACAGUGAAUUUUAGGUGUUUAUAGAAAAGGAUGACUAUUGAAGUAUUCUCUCUCUCUUCAUUUAUUGUAUGAUCUAAAUGUGGGGAGCUUCAUUGUUGAUAUACUUAGUUAUUUUUCUUAGGA
This is a messenger RNA of Cicer arietinum (chickpea), 3416 nucleotides long. Its product is annotated as cation/calcium exchanger 5. Gene Ontology annotation, cellular component: membrane. NCBI's taxonomy places the organism in Eukaryota, Viridiplantae, Streptophyta, Magnoliopsida, Fabales, Fabaceae. Gene Ontology annotation, molecular function: monoatomic cation transmembrane transporter activity. Gene Ontology annotation, biological process: monoatomic cation transport; transmembrane transport. The record is from RefSeq and is a predicted model, not a curated record.